Molecule: messenger RNA, 4629 nt
Organism: Tachysurus vachellii
Lineage: Eukaryota; Metazoa; Chordata; Actinopteri; Siluriformes; Bagridae
Gene: coro2aa
Product: coronin 2Aa
Exons: 12
Coding region: 479-2050 (523 amino acids)
Biological process (GO): actin filament organization
Molecular function (GO): actin filament binding
Source: RefSeq, a predicted model, not a curated record
GGUGUACAGACACCGCUCGCGCUCAGGUUUCUCCGCCUCCGUCUGCAGGUAUCGUUUUCUUCAUCAUCUUCAUCGUCAUCGGUCCUGCAGCGUAAAUAUUUAUUUAUUUUAUCUGUCAGCUGUGUGUUUCGUACAGACUACAGCUAUUACACACACACGCGCGCACACACACACUCUCUCACUCAUACACACACUCACUCACAGUCUCACACACACACACACACACUCAUUCACUCACUCACACACACACUCACAUUCUCUCUCUCUCACACACACUCACUCACACACUCUCUCUCUCACACACACACACACACACUCACAUUCUCUCUCUCUCUCUCUCUCUCACACACACACACACACACACACACACACACACACCCGAGGCUGUUUCAUGAGCGCUGGAGGAGACACACCGCUGAAAGAACCCCGGAGAUCCUGAUCCUCUCACCUGAGCUCCCAGCGCACGAGAGUCACAAAGAUGACAUGGCGUCCUCAGUACCGCAGCUCAAAGUUUCGUCAUGUGUUUGGUAAAGCUGCCUCUAAAGAGAACUGCUACGAUGGAGUGCCGAUCACAUGCAGUGUCCAUGACAACCAGCUGUGUGCCGUCAACCCGCGGUUCAUCGCUGUCAUCACUGAGUGUGCAGGGGGCGGAGCCUUUAUCGUCCUGUCCAUCAAUAAUACAGGGAAGUUGGACCCCCAUCAUCCGAGGAUCUCUGGUCACAGAGGGAACGUUCUAGAUGUUAAGUGGAAUCCAUUCAACGAUUUCUGCAUAGCUUCCUGUUCAGAGGAUGCAACGGUGAAAGUGUGGGACAUUCCUAAACAUGGUGUGAUGAAAAACAUCACAAUUGCAUGGAAGGAACUUCAGGGUCACUCUCGCCGAGUCGGACUCAUCGAGUGGCAUCCAACUGCCAGUAACGUCCUGUUCAGUACCGGAUACGACUACCAGGUGAUGGUGUGGAACCUGAACACACCUGAGCAGGUUAUUAAGAACCCGGUGCGUUCCAUCAGCAUUCACACCGACGUGGUUCUCUCUCUGUCCUUUAACACAGACGGCAGCCUCAUAGCCACUUCCUGUAAAGACAAGAAGCUCAGAAUCAUCGACCCGCGCACUGGAACACUGCUGCAGGAGAGCAGCACAAAGACACACAGAGCCAGUAAAGUGAUAUUUCUGGGGAACCUGAAGAUGCUGCUGUCAACAGGGAACUCGCACUGGAACCAUCGGCAGAUUGCCCUGUGGGAUCAGGAGGACCUUUCCCAGCCGUCAUUUCUGGAGGACUUAGACGGUUCCUCUGGGGUGUUGUUUCCUUUUUACGACCCUGACACACACAUGCUUUACAUAGCUGGCAAAGGAGAUGGAAAUAUACGAUAUUACGAAAUCAGCUCAGAGAAACCGUAUGUGCAUUACCUGACUGAGUAUCGCUCUUCCCUCCCACAGAAAGGAAUGGGCAUGAUGCCGAAACGAGGGCUGGAUGUUUGCUCCUGUGAAGUUUUCAGGUUUUACAGACUGGUGACCACAAAGAGCCUCAUUGAGCCACUGUCCAUGAUUGUCCCACGCAGGAGUGAAGCCUAUCAAGAGGAUAUUUAUCCGAUGACAGCUGGGGUUAAACCAGCCAUGUUAGCAGAGGAGUGGCUAAGUGGCAUGGACAAAGGUCCUGUGCUGGUGUCCCUGAAGCCAGGCCUGGUCCCUAAAACAGAGCUGUUUGAGAACGAAGAACCGGUAAAAACUCCCAGUGUUCAAUUAAACACCCGACGGACUCAGAGUCGACCUGGUGUUCAGCAGCUCAACUUCACUGAACCCCAGAGGAACAUGGAUGAGGAAAGAAGUGAAGUGAAGCAAGAGGAUCGAAAAGAACAGAACUUCUCUGAGACUAUUGCUAACGGACAGACAGCUAUCACACUCUGCUCACCACCUAAAACUGAAAAUGAGCUCUUGCAGGUGUAUUAUAAGCAACAGGAGGAGAUCCGUCGGCUCCAUGAGCUUCUCGGUCAGAGAGAUGUACAGAUAAAGCAGCUUGAGCUUGAGAUAAAAAAUGUCAGGAACUCACUCUGAGGAGACGCACACACACACACACACACACACACACACACACACACACACACACACACACACACCUCAAGCUGCCUAAACCUGCUUUAAUCCCAAAACACUGCGUCACUUUUUACAGCUGUGUGCUUAAAUGUGGCUUUUUAAUCUUUAUGUAGUUUUGUUUUUUACAGCUAUGCAAUGUGAUUUUUAAUCUUUUUUAUGUUGGGGGGAAAAGAGGUGAUGUGCCUGUUAUAGACACCACACUGAGACAAAGUGUGUGUGUUUAUGAAUCCGCAGGUAAGACAUGAUGAUGAUUGUGUAACACGCUGAAUGUGUUGGUGAGUUAAACUGCUGUAUGAUAAAUUUACGGGUAUCUCAGAGUGACACACUUUGCUUUUCUCUUAUUUAUUGUUCUUUUAUGUUGCUCUUGAUGUUUGAACUGUUUUUUAAAAGACACUGACAAAAAAAAGAACAAAAGAUCAUUGUGUUGGAUUUGUAGCUAAAGAUCAGAAAGCAGGGUUUGGGAGUGUCUUCGGUGCACUGAGUCGUUUGCUUUAAUUGUUGUUGCUUUAAUUCGACACGGUUUAGAAAAAAAACACAAUAUAUUUAAAAUAUAUUAAGCCAUGAUCAAGACUUAUGUACAGCACUGAUCCUGCAAUAUUAUUAAUAGAAUUAUUAGUUUUUAGACAAACUCGCUCUGAUAGUUAUAUUACACUGGAUUUAUAAAUAAACCACUGGAUUUUAUUCUGUAUUCUGUUCCUAAAAUGUUGAUUUUUCCCUCAAAUUUUUUUAACUAUAGAAUUUCUCAUUUUAUUUUGAUUAUCUCCAUUUUUUACUUUUAACUGAAUAUCAAUAAGAGUUGAAUCUACAUUUAUGACUUGUGUGGGAAGACAAAGUAAACUGUGAGAUGGUCGAGAGAGCAUUACUUUACACUCUCUCUCUCUCGUUCUCUCUCUCUCUCUCUCUCUCUCUGUGUGUGUGUGUUAAUGAGUCAUUUGUUUGAUCUCCACACUCGUCUAAGAGCUUUAUAAUAAGAACAUGUCACUCUCACGCUCGCUCAUCUUCUACUGUUUAUCCGAACUACCUCGGGUCACGGGGAGCCUGUGCCUAUCUCAGGCGUCAUCGGGCAUCAAGGAAGGAUACACCCUGGACGGAGUGCCAACCCAUCACAGGGCACACACACACACUCUAACAUGUCACUCUGUACUGUGAAAACUCAACCCUGAAACAUUAGCAUAUGAAUCUUUAUCAUUAACACGUGCCGUUCUGAUCGUGGUGCAGUAGGGUUUCUCCUCAGUCUGCCUAAAAAGAGUCUAUGGGCAGUGGUGGCGCAACUGGUUAAGGCUCUGGGUUGUUGAUCAGAGGAUCUGCCACUGCUGGGCCCUUGAGCAAGGCCCUCAACCCUCCCUGCUCCAGGGGCGGCCCUCAAUCCUCCCUCGCUGUAUCAUAUCUACCCCUGCAUGCUCAACGUCCUCAGUUGGGGUAUCUGAAGAAAAGAAUUCCACUGUUCUGUAAUGUUUUAGGGGGGAAAAACCAUCGUGGCCUAAUGGUUAGAGAGUUUGACUCCUAACCCUAAGGUUGUGGGUUCGAGUCUCGGGCUGGCAAUAGCAUGACUGAGGUGCCCUUGAGCAAGGCACCGAACCCCCCAACUGCUCCCCGGGCGCCGCAGCAUAAAUGGCUGCCCACUGCUCCGAGUGUGUGUUCAUGGUGUGUGUGUGUUCACCGCUUCACUUAGAGUGAUGCAGCAGUGCUUUAAUCCUUUAUUCUGUCCAGUUCUCUCACCACAUCUGUACACUCUGCUCAUCACCACCAUCCCAUAAUAACACACAUUCUAUAUACACUCAUCUGGUAUAUCGCUGACUUCUAGCUGCACUGCAUUCGGAGUCCAGUGGUUUCUCUAAUUUUUAUAUAACACCAGAAACCAGUCACUGAACACAUGACGGAUAUUUCAGUAUGAACGUGUUUCAGGGUGGAGUUUAACACACCUGCACAGUUUUACAAGUUCACACACAGCAAGAGGUCAUCAAUUAACACUCAAAUAUUAACGUGCUGUUGAAUUCUACACCGAGGCCUCUGUAGUUGUAUGAAAUGUAGUUUAUAAAACUUUACCAGGGUUUGAUUUAUCCUUUACUUCUUCAUCUCUGUACUCGUGACAUCAUCAUCAUCAUCUUAGCUGAUCACUUAAACUCAGACUGAUGAGAAUGAACACAGGGUCAGUCCAACACUGUAGGUGUUUAUUCAGCUCCGGGGAUGUUGUGCUCCUGAGUGAAGCAUUAAACCUGAUGAUGUGGUUUUAUUUAUCAGUGAAUUCAGCUGCAGACUUACAUCAUUGUAACACUGAACAAAAGUCAUAGGUUUAAAGGAAGGCUUUAAAACUGUGUGUUUGUGUGUGUGUGAGAGAGAGAGAGAGAGAGAGAGAGAGAGAGAACAGGACUCUAUCAUUGCCUUUCCUCACAAGUGGCUUUUUAAACCGUCCUAUGAUUUAUUGUGAACUUGUAAAGUUGUUGAUUUAAAUGUACACAAUCAUGCACACUGUACUCCACACACACACACACACACACUGCCAUAGUGUCUCAGCUCAAUUACAGUGUGUUUGAGAACCA